This is a messenger RNA of Cylindrotheca closterium, 1338 nucleotides long. The record is from the annotation of a GenBank genome assembly. NCBI's taxonomy places the organism in Eukaryota, Bacillariophyta, Bacillariophyceae, Bacillariales, Bacillariaceae.
AUGGCAGAUACAUCCGACAGGGACAGCGACGAUUCUAGUGGCGACGCUCUCGAUGUAUCUCCAGAAACUGAAAGUGUGAUAGUUUCACUGGUUGAUGAUGAAUACAUUGCAAAACAGAUCACAGAAUUUCGACAGGUUCUGUUGGAUAAGGCAGAAGAGGAGAGUGAAUUUUACUUGGAAGAAAGGCUGCUAUCUCUAAGACUUGGUGCAGAGUUUUCGAGUGACCUCGUUUCAAAUUCCAACGAAGAAGAGGCACUUCCUCCUGAAAUAGAGAGAAGAAUAUUGGUCAGGCUUGUUGAAGCAUACUAUAUUGGACAAGGAGACGUUGUAGCACUUGGUCGACAACUUACAAGUUUCCACAAGGCGUUGCAACCAUUCUGGAAAGAAACAAAUCCUGGAAGUAGCACUUUUUCCAGACUUCCUGGCGAAACAUCCGCGGAUAUAUUCGAACAUCUGAGAUCAGUCUUUUCAUCAGAAGAUGCUAAAAAUCCUUCCAUCUUUUUCCGGGCAUUCUGCUACGCGCAUCAUCGACUUGAUUAUUCUUCUUUAGUGGACGAUACGCUGUUGGACGCAUAUUGUCUUUGCUUUUUUACCAUUCAAGUACUGCAAGGCAGUUUUCAUGGAAUUGACCUGGACAUCGGAUCAAUUCAUACUAUGAUUGAUGAUGAAUUCUUCGACGGCAAAAGUCACGAUGAUAUUGAAUUGACAUCAGAAGACAUCCUUUGGUGUUUCUGUCAUUUGUUGUUGAGGAUUGGAUCUGUGAUCCGCAGCAAGCAUGGACUGGAUUUUUACAAUGGAAUCUUUGCGGAGCCUUACAGUGUCAUAAUGAAGGAAGAAUUGCUUGUUGCUCGACUGUCGAUGGAUUUAAGGCCCGAGAGCCCUGCUUCAUUCUAUGCUGCAUACAGAAUGGUAAUGGAUACAAGACGAAUAUUGCCAGAGAAAAUGCAAAGUGGUUGGUUAGAACCUGCAUAUGGCUUUGCGAUUCAGGGUCUUUCGAAAGCAGAAAAAUGGAACGAUCCAUUUUUCCUCUAUAUCUUCAUCGUCAUUCGGGCGUUUUGGCUACCAACGUCAAUGGAAGCACCCGAUUCAUAUUCUUUUGGAGAAAUAAGGGCGAAAAUAGAGACUGCGAAUGAAUACAAGAGAGAAGCAAAGGAAUACAUUCCCAGUCACCAGUUUUGGUUUGCUGAACAGCACGAGGUUUUGUUGAGAAACAUCUUGAAGGCAUUUCCAAUUGAUGACGACUUUGAAAUCACAUUCCCGCUGAUGGACUGCACUACUUUUAGACCAAUACAGCCGAAGGGCAAGAAGACAACAGACACCCCCCCUUCGUCACCUUAA